Myotis brandtii (Brandt's bat) is the source of this 589-nucleotide messenger RNA. It is a transcript of the gene MSMP, whose product is annotated as microseminoprotein, prostate associated. The record is from RefSeq and is a predicted model, not a curated record. Lineage: Eukaryota; Metazoa; Chordata; Mammalia; Chiroptera; Vespertilionidae. The coding region runs from base 148 to 567 and encodes 139 amino acids. The transcript is spliced from 3 exons.
AGAGGGCACGGAGAUGGUGUGAGACAGGAGCCCAGGGGAAAAGACAGACACUAAGACUCGAGGAGAGAAACAAAGAAGAGCCAAGGAGACAAGACCGGAGUAGCCUGACCAGAAGCCAAGAGGGUCCGAAAGGGCUGUGCUCCAGAAAUGGCCCUAAGGAUGUUCUGGGCUGGACAGGCUAAGGGGAUCCUGGGAGGCUGGAGGAUCAUCUGCUUGGUGAUAUCUCUGCUCCUUCAGCACCCAGGAGUCCACAGCAAAUGCUACUUCCAAGCUCAAGCCCCCUGCCACUAUGAAGGGAAAUAUUUUACCCUGGGUGAGUCUUGGCUCCGCAAGGACUGCUUCCACUGCACCUGCCUGCAUCCUGUCGGAGUGGGCUGCUGUGACACGUCCCAGCAUCCCAUCGACUUCCCUGCUGAGUGUGAGGUACGACAGGAGGCAGGAACCUGCCAAUUCUCCCUGGUACAAAAAUCUGACCCUCGGCUGCCCUGCAAAGGGGGAGGGCCUGACCCAGAGUGGGGCUCGGCUAAUACCCCUGUGCCUGGGGCUCCUGCUCCCCACUCCGGCUAAACUCAACUGAUCACCCUUCUGC